This is a messenger RNA of Carassius auratus (goldfish), 1296 nucleotides long. RefSeq names its product myosin regulatory light polypeptide 9-like. Gene Ontology annotation, molecular function: calcium ion binding. The record is from RefSeq and is a predicted model, not a curated record. The coding region runs from base 175 to 696 and encodes 173 amino acids. The transcript is spliced from 4 exons. NCBI's taxonomy places the organism in Eukaryota, Metazoa, Chordata, Actinopteri, Cypriniformes, Cyprinidae.
AGGCCUCUGAUUGGCUGAGAGUGAAAUGGGAGGGGUGCAUUAUUCAAGCUGAUGCUCUUGAGAAACUUUUGUGUCUCGAAAUAGUAACAGACUGUCUUUCUUUCCAGCACAAAAACACAGUCCAGAGGAACGCACAAUCCACCAGCUGAAGCAGAGACCUGAAACUCCGUCAUCAUGUCCAGCAAGCGAGCAAAGGGAAAGACCACUAAGAAGAGGCCACAGAGAGCCACUUCAAACGUGUUUGCCAUGUUUGACCAGUCACAGAUCCAGGAGUUCAAGGAGGCCUUCAACAUGAUCGACCAGAACCGAGACGGAUUCAUCGAUAAAGAGGAUCUCCAUGACAUGCUGGCCUCUUUGGGUAAGAACCCGUCUGAAGAUUACCUGGAUGGGAUGAUGAGUGAAGCUCCGGGGCCCAUCAAUUUCACCAUGUUCCUCACUAUGUUUGGAGAACGGCUGAACGGAACCGACCCGGAGGAUGUCAUCAGGAACGCUUUCGCCUGCUUCGACGAGGAAGGAUCCGGUUUCAUUCAUGAAGACCACCUGCGAGAGCUGCUGACCACCAUGGGAGAUCGUUUCACAGAUGAAGAUGUGGACGAACUCUUCAGAGAGGCUCCCAUUGACAAAAAGGGCAACUUUAACUACGGCGAAUUCACCCGGAUUCUCAAACACGGGGCCAAAGAAAAAGAUGACAUGUAGACGAUCAGAGAGCAUCAGCCGCAGCUGCACAGCGCUUUACAAACACAUCAGCAUCUAGAAGUCAAGAAAAAUACCACAUUUCAUGUAAAAAAAUAUUCAGUGAUCUAUAAAAUUGUUUUAUUUUUCUCCAGAUGCAUGUAAUAUGAGCAGAUUAUAUUGCUAAGAAUCUGUGCAAUGUAAUAUUUAGCUGCGGCUGUAUGUCUUGAACUUUCUGAAUCUGUGCAACUCAGAAAUUUAAUUACACAUUGGAGAUGUCAUAAACCUGUAGACAAAGCUAUUUUUCCGUGUGCAUUUAGAAGGAUUAUAACAGAGAUAUUAUCAGAUGUCAAAAACAUGAUGGGAAUUUUUAAACUGUCAUAUAUUAUAGAGAGUCAUUAAUGGAAGUAAAACUACAGAAAAAAAAAUCCUAAAUUUUUCAAUUUCAUUCUCCUGAUAAUGCUUUGAUGCAUACUUUGGUAUAAGUUGAUUUUUCGGUGGUAAUGCUCCUUGUAUUUUCAACUUAUAAAAUGUGUAUUUAAAGUGGCAGCUCUCAAACAUGAAGUCAUCCAUCAUACGAACAUGAAACAAUUUAUACUGAAAUAAAGAAGCUCUCAAACUAUA